GAGCUCUGUAAGAGACGCGCAUACCAUUUAUAUAUAUACAUAUACACACCGAAUCCUUUACUACAUCUAGUCUAGAAGUAAUUAAAGAGCACGUUGCGUGAGUAUGGAUCCGGCAUCGAACAACACUCAGCAGCCGCUCGGCGGUGCGGAUCAGAGCAUGCGCAACGCAGCUUGGCCGGCGGGCUACGGCGCGGCGACGGACGCGGACAUGCAGGCGAUGAGAGCCGGCAUGGACUAUCUGGCACACGCCGUUGCCGCCGCCGGGGGCGGCGGCGGCCAGCCGGCCGACAUGAACGCGUUGCUGGGCAACCUCAUGUCGCAGCUGGGAAUGGCGGGGCCGGCGGGUCCCAAUGUGGGCGACGAGCAGGAGGAUCACCACCAGGAGGACCAGCACGAGUGGAUGGGCCACCAGGUCCAGGAGCAGUCGCCGCUGUGCGUGGCCGGGCCCAUGCAGAUGAUCGCCGGCGACGGCGCCUUCUUCGACCAGAACGUCGACGACUUCAUCCACUCCGCCAGGGAGAUCUCGCCCAAAAGCGCCGACUACGCCGUCGUAUCCAUCAUCGGCGCCCAGAGCAGUGGAAAGAGCUAUCUUCUCAACUGCCUCUUUGGUACCAGCUUUAAGGUGAUGAAUGCUUCAACAGGGAGGCGACAAACUACCAAGGGUAUGUGGUUAUCAAGAUGUGUCAGACCUUCCUUGUUUAUUAUGGAUGUAGAGGGUUCUGAUGGGAGAGAAAGAGGAGAGGAUGACACAUCAUUUGAAAAGCAGGGUGCCCUUUUCGCGCUGACUAUUUCAGACCUUAUGAUGGUGAACAUGUGGCUAAGGGAUAUUGGCCGCGAGCAAGGUGGAAGCAUUCCUCUUCUCAGAACAGUUUUUCGGGAAAGGGCAAAACUUGAGCCUGGCCGAACAAAAGUGCUAGUCGUUAUACGUGGCUAUGACAAUGAGACCCCAUUUAACACAUUAGUGGAUGAUGUGGUGACAAACAUGGAAGAGCUAUGGAAGUCCAUACAUGACCAACCUGGUAGGCCAAGAGUGUUAUUCCGUGACUAUAUUGAGGUGUCUGUAGUAGCAUUGCCUGACAAAAUUCAAGAACAGAAGUUCAAAAGAGAGGUCGCAAAGUUGAGAGAAUGGUUUGCUAAAAAUUCUCUUGUGGGGUUCCGGCAAGACAAGGUAUCAGCUUCUGAUUUUUCAUUUAGUGCAAAAGGGAUAUGGGAAGCUAUCCGACAGAACAAGAGACUUAACCUUCCUGCUCACAGGGUGAUGGUAUCGAGCUUUUUCUGUGAAAAGGUUGUCAAGGAGAGUAUCAAUUCUUUAGAGUCUAAUGAGGAUUAUUUGUCAUUAAAGAAAGGUGCGCAAAGUUCUCCAAAAGAAUUCAGCGAGAAAUUGGGAGCCCUUCUAAAGUCGCUCUUGACUCACUUUGACACGGAGACGGAAUUGUAUGAAGCGCAAGAAAGGGCUGCAAAACGCCAAGAACUAGAGGAUGGAGUAUUGCAGCAAGUGGAGCCUAUUUGCCGGGAUUUAUUGUAUGCACUGCGCUUGAGGACAUCUUCUGAAAGUAAGGACAAAAUUACUAAUCUAUUCGGCAACGCAGAUGAUCCCUCCACUAUAGUUGAUCAGUCGGUUGAGGAUUGCUUGAAAAAGUAUAUUGAAUCAUGUGAAGAUUUGAGGACUAGGUACAAAAAUCUAUGUGACGAAAAUUGUAAGGUGCUUAAAAGCGAGCUGCUGUCAUUUGCUAAAAUUAUGGCUGAAAGGAUCAAGGAUAUGCGCAUUAGAGUGGAAGCAGAGCAUGCGAGAGAUGAAGCCGAACAAAAAGCCGAGCGUGUAAAAGCGGAAGCUGCACUUGCGAAAGAGGAAGCUGACCGCGAAGCCGAGCGUGCAAAAGAGGAAACAGAGCGUUUAAUUGAGCAAGCGAGAAAAGAAGCUGAGCAAGCAAAACAGGAAGCAGACAAGCGCGCACGGGAAGCAGAGCUUGCAGCUACAAACAACCAGUUAAAUAAUCCGCUAAUGGGUCUUGGUGCAUUAAUAGGAGCAAUUGGACGGGGCAUCCUUUUUGGACCAGCUGGUAUGGUUGGUAUGGGUGGUGGAAUGUUGGGUCCUACAAUGCAGAAUCAGUAUGGCCCCGCUACCGGCCGUGGCUUUCAACCUCCUUACCCUACACCGGACUAUGGAUAUGAACCUCCAUACCCUCCAACAAGCCAUGCUUACGGAGCCCCCAACCCUUCAAUGAGGCCUGGCUACAACCCGCCUGCUCAAAGUUACUCUGCUAAACCAAUACCUCCUCCCAGGAACCCGGCAAACUUACCUGGUUUGCAACCUGCUAAACCAAUACCUCCUCCCAGGAACCCGGCGAACUUACCUGGUUCACAGCCUGCUAAACCAAUACCGCCUCCCAGGAACCUGGCGAACUUACCUGGUUCACAGCCUGCUAAACCAAUACCGCCUCCUAGGAACCCCGCGAACUUACCUGGUUCACAGCCCGCUAAACCAAUACCGCCUCCGAGGCAGCUUCCCAAAUAGUCGAUCAGAUGAGAAUUAAGUGGAGUUUUCUGCGUGCUGGUGUCGGUGGUGAUCAUGCUUGAGUCUGCUGUUGCCUUUGGAAUAAAUCUCAUGCUUCAUGAGAAGACAAUAAUUUAGGGAGUACUACUAUUUGUGUGUCCUGAACUUAUCUGUCAUUGUGUGAAAAGUUUUCUACUGUUUGAUGAACCAGAAUGACGUUCUCUCAACACGUCCUUCAUAGUUUCUUUUCAAAUUCUCAACGCCUUGUUCCAUCUCCAGUUUGUUAUAUUUGCUAAUAUAAACCGACACAUUUCUCUUGUCCAA
Messenger RNA from Ananas comosus (pineapple), 2818 nucleotides. Its product is annotated as protein ROOT HAIR DEFECTIVE 3-like. The coding region runs from base 104 to 2515 and encodes 803 amino acids. Gene Ontology annotation, molecular function: GTPase activity; GTP binding. Gene Ontology annotation, biological process: endoplasmic reticulum membrane fusion. Lineage: Eukaryota; Viridiplantae; Streptophyta; Magnoliopsida; Poales; Bromeliaceae. Gene Ontology annotation, cellular component: endoplasmic reticulum. The record is from RefSeq and is a predicted model, not a curated record. The transcript is spliced from 16 exons.